CCAUUAAUAAUCUGGGAUGAUGUUGUUCAUAGACAAAUUAUACCUUUUACUAACAGAUAUGCAUUAGAGGCAAUGGUAAAAAAAAUUCACACUUUCCAAAAACCGUGUGUGAUGAAAAAAAGAAAUGGGAAAUAUUUCAGUUGUCAUUUAUUUGUUGAAUUUGUUCAAGACUUCUCUUCAUUCAAAGUUUUUAUUUUAAAAAAAUUAACCCCAGAUUUAGAUGCCAGCUUAUCAGGUGAAUAUAUAUCACGUGAAUUUCAACAUAAAAACUGUUGUUUAGCAUUAGAUGAUAUAAUUUAA
Messenger RNA from Dictyostelium purpureum, 300 nucleotides. RefSeq lists its product as uncharacterized. The transcript is spliced from 2 exons. The record is from RefSeq and is a predicted model, not a curated record. The annotation marks the transcript as partial. Lineage: Eukaryota; Evosea; Eumycetozoa; Dictyosteliales; Dictyosteliaceae.